Messenger RNA from Aspergillus versicolor CBS 583.65, 1269 nucleotides. RefSeq lists its product as uncharacterized. NCBI's taxonomy places the organism in Eukaryota, Fungi, Ascomycota, Eurotiomycetes, Eurotiales, Aspergillaceae. The coding region runs from base 108 to 1262 and encodes 384 amino acids. The transcript is spliced from 6 exons. The record is from RefSeq and is a predicted model, not a curated record.
CGCGAGUCAUCGUGCUGGAGACUGGCAAUUUUCUAUAUAUGUACCCCAAGGAGGGUUCGUGAGAUCUAUCAGACCCCGGGAAAUUGAUCGUUCCACAUUCUGUCAGCAUGGACAGCAUCACGCCUGAAUAUGCUAGCGAGACCAAAGGGCCCCGGAUUCUAGGGGUCUUCUGGUCUUUCUUUAUUGUUAGCGUUCUGAUGGUGUCGGCGCGGCUGUAUAUCCGGAUACGAUGGCUGAAGAAUAUUGGCCUGGACGACUACAUUAUUGCAGUAGCAAUGCUAAUUAUCCGGAUCAUGCUGUCAGGAUACACCGUCGUAACAACCGUGAACGUCGGCCUCGGAUACGGAAAACACACCCCCGUCAUCACCCAAGAAGGAGGCAUGGACCUGCUGGUCAAAGUACUACUCAUCAACUACGCCGAUUUCGCGCUGGGGAUCAUGUCCUUCACGACACCGAAACUCGCCAUCGCCGCCCUGUUAAACCGAAUCAUGAAUCCUAGCAAGUUCCACCGGGUCUGGCUCUGGUUCCUCACAGCCCUUGUCUUCAUCUCCUCAUCCAUUUGCAUUGUCGUGCUAUUUACGAUGUGUGAUCCGCCGGAAGGGCUGUGGAAGAUUCAGCUUGCGGCCUCGGGUGCUGCUACUUGUCGGCCUAAUAAAGUUUUGGUUGGAUAUGCUAUAUUCACGGGAGCGAUAUCCGGUUUCGUCGACCUUUACCUCGCCAUAUACCCUACCAUUGUCCUCCUGCGUCUCCAAAUAACAUUACAGAAGAAGCUGGCUUUAAGUGCUGCUCUGGGGAUGGGUGCUGUUGCAUGCGCAAUGGCCAUCGUGAAAUGCUUCCAACUUCCCAGUCUGUAUAACACAUCAGACUCUACCUAUGCCACCGCCGACCUCGUGAUCUGGACUAGUAUUGAAUCUAACAUGAUCAUCAUGGCCUCAUGCAUCCCAACACUCGGCCCGCUGUACGAAAUGGCCCGGGGCAGACGGUCGUGGAGCUCGCGGCAGCGGUCGUACAAGAGCAGCGCAAACCAACUGCCCUCGACGUCAGGCGACCGGUAUAUGAAGAAGUCGGUGUAUAGCUCGCAGAAAGAUGCUGAUCUGUUUGAGACGAAUAUUGAUGCCGCACGGGAGGGAAGCCAGGAGAGUAUCCUUGGUUCAGACAAGGGGCAAAACAGGGGUGCAAAUGGCCGGAUUCAACGCACUGAUCAGGUUGUUGUUGAGUAUGAGAUGAGGCCUUUGGAUCGGCAGGGACAGCCGUCGUGGUGACGUGGAU